AUGGGUUUCACGCAAAGGUUGCUGAUGAUACUGGUGGGUACCUUGUUGGGUGUAACAGAAAGAAGUGUGGGUUGGCAGCAUAAUUAUGGAGAAGCAUUGUCAAAGAGUAUCUUGUUCUUUGAAGGGCAGAGGUCAGGGAAGUUACCACCAACACAGAGGAUGACUUGGAGGAAGGAUUCUGCCCUUCAAGAUGGUUUUCAAGUUGACUUGGUUGGUGGUUACUACGAUGCUGGUGACAACAUCAAAUUCAACUUUCCUAUGGCAUUUUCAACAACAAUGCUGGCCUGGAGUGUAAUAGAGUUCGGAAAAUUCAUGGGUCCAGACCUAAAACAUGCGCUGGACGCUAUUCGUUGGGCCACAGACUAUUUCCUUAAAGCCACAAGCAUCCCCGGGUUUGUGUUUGCGCUAGUUGGUGACCCAUAUGCUGAUCACAAUUGCUGGGAGAGACCUGAAGACAUGGACACUCCUAGAACAGCCUAUGCUGUUAGCAGGGAACACCCUGGCUCUGAAGUUUCAGCAGAGAUAGCAGCAGCACUUGCAGCCUCUUCCAUUGUAUAUAGGAAAUAUCAUCUUGGUUAUUCUGCUAGGCUUCUCCAAAGGGCUAUAAUGGUUUUUGAAUUUGCAGAUAAGUACAGAGGAUCAUACAAUGACAGCCUCGGACCGUGGGUAUGCCCAUUCUAUUGUGAUUUUAGCGGCUACCAGGACGAAUUGGUCUGGGGAGCAGCAUGGUUGUUCAAGGCUACUAAGCUCCCUUAUUACUGGGAUUACAUUGAUGAAAACAUCAACAAUCUGAAAAACUUUGGUGAAUUUGGAUGGGACUCAAAGGAAGCUGGCAUCAACGUGCUCGUUUCAAAGCUUCUAAUUAAUAGUAGCUCUUCUAAGCCUUUCAACCUCAAUGCGGACAAGUUUGUCUGUACUGUGCUACCUGAAUCGCCUUCAGUAUCAGUCUCAUACUCUCCAGGUGGGCUUAUAUUCAAGCCUGGUGGGAGUAACUUGCAGCAUGCAACAGCAAUCUCAUUUCUUUUUCUGGUUUAUGCUGGCUAUUUGAAUAAAGCAAAUAAAGAAAUUGACUGUGGCAGCAAUGUUUUUGCUUCUCCAAGAAGACUUAAACAAGUAGCAAGAGGCCAGGUGGAUUACAUACUAGGAAGCAAUCCAUUGAAUAUGUCAUACAUGGUAGGAUACGGGCCAAAAUAUCCUGAAAGGAUACAUCAUCGCGCGUCGUCAUUACCUUCCAUUGAUCAGCACCCUAGCCACAUCGAUUGCAAAGGAGGGUCCCCCUAUUUUGAAAGCCAAAACCCUAAUCCUAACUUGCUCGUUGGAGCUGUUGUGGGGGGACCUUAUAUCAAUGAUUCAUAUGCAGAUUCUCGAAUAGAUUUUGUACAUUCAGAACCUACGACAUACAUCAAUGCACCUCUUGUGGGUGUUUUGGCUUACUUCCAAUCACAUCCAUCCUAA
Gastrolobium bilobum is the source of this 1455-nucleotide messenger RNA. Its product is annotated as endoglucanase 8-like. Lineage: Eukaryota; Viridiplantae; Streptophyta; Magnoliopsida; Fabales; Fabaceae. The record is from RefSeq and is a predicted model, not a curated record. Gene Ontology annotation, biological process: carbohydrate metabolic process. Gene Ontology annotation, molecular function: hydrolase activity, hydrolyzing O-glycosyl compounds. The transcript is spliced from 7 exons. The coding region runs from base 1 to 1455 and encodes 484 amino acids.